Messenger RNA from Mya arenaria, 1744 nucleotides. RefSeq lists its product as uncharacterized. The coding region runs from base 303 to 1508 and encodes 401 amino acids. The record is from RefSeq and is a predicted model, not a curated record. NCBI's taxonomy places the organism in Eukaryota, Metazoa, Mollusca, Bivalvia, Myida, Myidae. The transcript has 9 exons.
GAAACAGAUCAGUGUUUUGCAUGCAUGGAUUUAAUACUACAGUGGUUUAAAGCGUUGUUCUAAGGUUUAAUUGGGAUUAUGGGCGGACAAGGAAGCAAAACAGAUGUUUGUGAUGGGGAGGUACCGGGGAGAAUGCCGUCAACAGAUCGAAUUGUUGUUGAUUGCAGAAACGAUGACUGUGUGGCAGGUCGCAUCAUAUCAGGGCAUAGUCAACAAUCACACAGUUCGAAUUAUACAUCAGAGACCACACCUCUGCUGCACCAAGACCCCUCUUUUGUUGCAACGAUUUUUGGGAUAUACCUAUGUGGGAAGGUGUCCACAAACAUGUUGUCAAUACAAAGGGACUUUGGAUACAGUUAUGCACAGCUAGAUCAAAGGGAUUGGAUACAACAGAGGGUAUGCCUGUAUGCGCAGCUAGAUCAAAGGGGUUGGAUACAACAGAGGGUAGGCCUUUAUGCGCAGCUAGAUCAAAGGGAUGGGAUACAACAGAGGAUAAGGAGCUGACUACGAAUCCUGACGAAGAGAGAGAAAUUUGCUAUCUAUGUUGUACACGAGCGGCAACCCACUAUGAUUUUGGAGCGUGUUGUUCAGCAUGCUGUCUAUGCAUAGGGAAUACGUGCAGAAACGGAUGCAUCAGAGGACAAAUUUGUAUGGAUGACUGCGCGCAAAGUUGCGGUAUUUGCAUGCACGAUUGCGGAGAUAAGGUCUCUUGUGAUGGUGGAAUUGGAGAUGCUGUUUGUGAAUGUGGAAAAGGAAUAAAUACAGGAUUGUCAUUUCUAGGGGCCGGAAUAUAUACAGGGUUUGCAUUACUAGGACAGUGUUGUUAUGAAAUAUGUUCGGUGCAGUUGUUAAUGCACCUCUCCCUUCCACUUUGUUCGAUGAGCAUCGCAAUAUCCAGUGUUGUACUGCCAUAUUGGGCCUGGGGUGAAACGAAUAAAAUAGCGGUUGGUCUAUUUAAAUGCUGCAAUUUUACUGAGGAGAAUCGCAAUUCCAACCAAAGCGAGUGUUUAUUAUUGUCUGACUGUCUUUCAUCAGAUUUCAAAUCACAUUUGGUCAUCAAAGCGGCUUCCGGUCUACAGAUCACAUAUAUUGUCUUACACGGUAUAACUAUUUUACUGGUAACAAUAAGCCAACAAAAAGAUGACUAUUCGUAUAAGCCAGCUGCACGUCAGUUAUGCAAUGGAUUUGUUGUUUUACUUGCAGUUGCUAUUUGCUACAUCGGUGUCAUCGUAUUUUUAUCCGGUGUUAUCCAAUCACAACACUUAAAAGGCGGUCCACCCCGCCUGUCAAUCAAUCUGGCGAUGAUAUCCUGUGUUGUUUACCUCUCUUAUGCAGCCGUUUGCUUUGGACAACCUAAAGUGCUUAUAUGUGUACCCACUUCGACUGCUUUGGUCUAUUUAGUGAUAUUUAUGAUGACAAACAAAACUGUUUUGAUUGUUGUACUAGUUUUGAUUGGUCUGUUUAUAUUAGGUACGCUAAUCGCUUUGCUCAUGAAAUGCAGAAAGUAAUUAACUGCAUGGAUAUAACGAAACAGAAGGAAAAUGGUAUGAGAUAGACCUAUUUAACCCAUGUGUUCAAUGACAUUUCUAAAAGCGGUAACUACAACAUUAAGGUUAUAAACCACAAAAUAAGUUUCCUUUAUAUUCUAAGGUUACUUGGCCGAUUUGAACGCGAAGAAACAUUGAUAACUAGUGUUUCACAUCAUUAACACCGUUUGUGUACUAAACAUAUUAAAAACAUUGGA